Messenger RNA from Coccomyxa subellipsoidea C-169, 1622 nucleotides. Its product is annotated as succinyl-CoA ligase alpha chain. Gene Ontology annotation, molecular function: succinate-CoA ligase (ADP-forming) activity; succinate-CoA ligase (GDP-forming) activity. The record is from RefSeq and is a predicted model, not a curated record. Gene Ontology annotation, cellular component: succinate-CoA ligase complex (ADP-forming); mitochondrion. The transcript is spliced from 8 exons. Lineage: Eukaryota; Viridiplantae; Chlorophyta; Trebouxiophyceae; Coccomyxaceae. Bases 1 to 900 code for a protein of 299 amino acids. Gene Ontology annotation, biological process: tricarboxylic acid cycle.
AUGGCAAUGUGUGUUGAGGUUUCAGAAGACAAGACCACAAAGGUCAUCUGCCAGGGCUUCACAGGCAAGAAUGGCACCUUCCAUAGUGAGCAGGCAAUUGCUUAUGGCACACAGAUGGUCGGGGGUGUGACGCCGAAGAAGGGGGGUACAAAGCAUCUGGGACUUCCAGUGUUUGACACGGUCAAGGAAGCUGUAGCGGAGACAGGGGCUACUGCAUCAGUCAUCUACGUGCCACCCCCCUUUGCAGCCAAGGCCAUCCUUGAAGGAGUAGACGCUGGACUUGACCUGGUGGUGUGCAUCACAGAGGGCAUCCCCCAGCACGACAUGGUCAAGGUGAAGAAGGUGCUCAAGGAGUCUAAGACGCGCUUGAUCGGCCCCAACUGCCCCGGCAUCAUCAAGCCCGGCGAGUGCAAGAUCGGCAUCAUGCCCGGUUACAUCCACCAGCCAGGCAAGAUCGGGAUUGUGUCGCGGUCGGGCACGCUCACUUAUGAGGCAGUGUUCCAGACCACGCAGCAGGGACUGGGCCAGAGCACCGUUGUGGGCAUCGGGGGAGACCCCUUCAACGGCACCAAUUUUGUAGACUGCCUCGAGCGCUUCCUGAAGGACCCCCAGACGGAGGGGAUCAUCAUGAUUGGGGAAAUUGGCGGCACGGCUGAGGAGGAGGCCGCGGAGCUCAUCAAGGCGUCCGGCACCGACAAGCCAAUCCUCUCCUUCAUAGCAGGGCUGACGGCGCCGCCGGGCAGGCGGAUGGGCCACGCGGGCGCCAUCAUUUCUGGCGGCAAAGGGACGGCCACAGACAAGAUCAACGCUCUCGAAUCAGCCGGAGUCACCGUCGUGAAAUCUCCUGCGCAGAUGGGUACCGCCAUGAAGAAAAUCAUGAGCGAGCGCGGCCUCGCUUGAAUGAUGACUCGCUGAUUAUGUCAUUGCGGUGUCGGAUUUCACACGUGGGCUGAGAUGGCCUGAGCUUUGAUGGGCACUGCAAAAGAAAAAGAUCAAGCGCGGCCUUGCGUGAGGAUGACUCGCAGAUUGUGUCGUUGCCAUGUUUCAUUAGUCACGGGGGCUAAGACGGCAUUAAUUGCCAUGUCUGGCCAGCGGAAGUUCUCCGUGCGAGUCCUGUGUGGGGUGAGGCUGCAUCAACGUUCAGUAGGCAGCAUGCGCCACUUGGUGGGCUAGGAGCUCACACAAUGGCUGCUUUGAUCAGCAGCUGUUCAGUAACCAGACCACUUGUUGCCUGGAAUCAUAGUGAUGCAUGCCAGCUGGCUAGCGCUGGAUCCCCUAGGACUUUACUUACAUUCGAUGUACUCUUAAGGUCUGAAGUGUUCCCACCAGAUCGGCUUGCCAGCAUGUUCCGGCAGCGGCAGCUGUUUAGGAGGCAGAUGCCCACUUUCAAUGGUUACUUGUGUAUUUGCUAGAAGAUUGCCAUGGCUGAUAUCACUCAGUGGCUGUGGCGAAGCACUCAAGGUAAACCGGUGUAAAAACUCAUGAGACGUGAAGGGGAAAGCCCGGAUGCUGUAAAGACCCAAGAGCAUGAGGACUCCUAGCUCGGGGCUACAUUGAUAUUGUAACAUUGACACACCCCGCCAUUACCAAGAGUGCUAAAGGUGUAAGAAUUUACUGCCUCC